AUGGCUGAUGAGAUUGACUGGUUACACAGUCAAUCCGGCCUUUGCAAGGUAGACCUCUAUAGCCCUGAAGAACAAAGGGAUCAAGAUCGUAAAGUUAUCUGUUUUGUUGAUGUUGCCAGCCUUAACAUAAAGGAUAGAGACAGACGUAAGAGAAGUGCUGCUGACCUACGUAAUCUUGAAGAAAAAGAAGUCAUUGUAAUUAAGGACAACGACCGAGACCAGCACAGCAAUACUGAAGGAGCAGUCUGCCUUUUCAAACAAGGCUCCUCUGAAGAAGUCAACGUUGUGAGCUGGCUCAGCAACGAUCUUCAGAAAUACGCAGUCGGGUUCCAGCAUGCACUAACCCCCUCAGGCCCUCAUAGAUCAGCUUACGAUACGCCUACACUUGACAAGAUGUCCCAGGGCAGUGACACAUCUUUCAGAGGCUCUUGUAGCCAGAGAGGAGACGACCUUUCAUAUUAUGUUAACAAGCUUUGUUCCUUAGUGGUUCAAAUGGCCCAUAAAGAAAUGAAGGAUAAACUCGAAAGCAGUGGAAGGUGCAUUCGUCAGUCAAUUAGAGGAUCUAAUGGCAAGAAUGGUGAUGACUACGGCAAGUUAUCUCCCAAGUCAUCUCAUGACGACCCCAGAAAGGCUUCACUUUUUUAUGGUGAGAUGUCUAAUCAGAUGUCUAAUCAGAAUGGCUACAGACAGGGAGCAGAGAGACAAAUGUUGGAAAGAAAACAGUCAGGACAAGAUGACGGUUCUGUAAGCAAAGGACUGAUGGUGUAUGCAAACCAGGUAGCUUCAGAUAUGAUGUUCUCAUUCAUGAAAACAAUGAAAGUCCAAAAGGGAAAGCAUCCUCCACCAGCUUGUGUGGUAUUAAAGAAGGUUCUCCUCAAACAUACUAGAGAAGUCAUAUCUGACUUAAUUGAUUCCACCAUGAAAAACUUACACAAUGUUACAGGAGUGCUCAUGACAGAUUCAGAUUUCAUUAAUACUGUGAAAAAGAACCUUUUCAAUGCUGGAACACAGAAAUCAACUGAGAUUCUGGAAGCAAUGGUGAAACGCUUAUUUAAAGCACUUUCAGGGGACGAUAAAAGAUCUCAAAGCUUAGCUUUUGCAGCACUGAAAGCGGGUGCUCACUGUGACUCCAGAUCUCAAGGACUGCAGUUCGCAACACUAAAGGGUGAGAUGCAUGGCCCUGGAGGUGGCAGAGGAAAUGGACAAAUGAGGCCUCUUCCAUCUGGAAGCAAGGGUUCAGAUAGGCACUGUUCAAUGGACGUGUAUGCUAAAGACCUUAUUGUAACAGCAUUAAUGUUAAUACAGCAACACCUAUUAGAAAAAAACAAAGAACAAGCAUGCCGUGAGACAAACACUACAUCAUUUGGCUAUGUCCAUGACAGAUCUAGUGGUUCCAAAUAUAGUUCAAGGCCAGGUGGAGGAAGGCAGGAUAACCUCGAGUCACAAAAAGGUGAUAUCUCAAGCAUCCUUUUAUCAAUCAUCCAGAAAGUACUAAGAGAAGCUGGUUGUGCAGAUGAGUGUUUUGACAAAGGCUACAAACAACCUGCUUUCCCUGAGAGCAGACCACAAAGAGCCUUAUCAAAAUCAAAUGGGUGCCCUGAUAUGUAUGACAAUAUGGAACAGAUCAACAGACAAUUUAUUGACCAGUUGGUGGAGUCUGUGAUGAAGUUGUGCAUGUUGAUGGCUAAAGGCAGUGACUCUGAUGGAAGAUACAAUGGGAGACCAUUAGUAGGUGCAGGAUCUGAGGUGAUUGUGAACAACCAGAACUGCAACAACAGUGCACAAAACAGAGAGCUGCAAGCUGUGCUCCAGUGGUUGGUUGCUUCACAAUUCAAUGUGCCAAACCUGACUUUCAUGAACGAGCACGAUGGGGAACUGUCCAGGCUUCCACAGCUGGCUGAUAAUGCAGCCAAGAAAGGCUACAGUGUGGGAGACGUUGUUCAGGAAGUAAUGAAGUAUUACGAGAAACAACAGGUGGAUGCCAUGUCGGGACGCAUGCCUCGGUGUGGAUUGAUCGACUGGCUGCUUGCUAACCUGUAA
Molecule: messenger RNA, 2040 nt
Organism: Candoia aspera
Lineage: Eukaryota; Metazoa; Chordata; Lepidosauria; Squamata; Candoiidae
Product: A-kinase anchor protein 4-like
Exons: 1
Coding region: 1-2040 (679 amino acids)
Biological process (GO): intracellular protein localization
Cellular component (GO): sperm fibrous sheath; cytoplasm; sperm principal piece
Molecular function (GO): protein kinase A binding
Source: RefSeq, a predicted model, not a curated record